Messenger RNA from Neurospora tetraspora, 1338 nucleotides. Its product is annotated as complex I intermediate-associated protein 30, mitochondrial. Gene Ontology annotation, cellular component: mitochondrion. The record is from RefSeq and is a predicted model, not a curated record. The transcript is spliced from 2 exons. Lineage: Eukaryota; Fungi; Ascomycota; Sordariomycetes; Sordariales; Sordariaceae. Bases 213 to 1046 code for a protein of 277 amino acids. Gene Ontology annotation, biological process: mitochondrial electron transport, NADH to ubiquinone; NADH dehydrogenase complex assembly.
GCGCGAAGGUCAAAGCUCCUCAACCUGCCGAUCAGAUGCGGAGAAUUGGAGACUGCCAACCCACCGACCCCGGCCUCUUCGUCCCGGUUCCUGAACAAGUGCCUCCGUAACUUUGAGAAAUGCGCCCGGGGUAUUGAGCCGACUGGCUCCAUCACCCUUAUCAGUUUAUCGUCUAUUCGAGCUGGCCCGUUGGACGAGCAUAGGAGACAACCAUGCGCGCAACACAGUCCCUCCCGUUCAAGAGCUUCUGGAGCCGGAGUCUCGACGAGCUCUCGCGGUUGACCAACAUCGUUGCCAAAUCCGAGAAUAUCAAAGGCGCCACGGGGCCACGAGAGAUCCACAACUUCCAGACGCCCGAGUCAGUCGCAGACUGCAAGCUCCUCUCCGACGCCGACGUGGGCGGCUCCUCGACCGCUCAUCUCGACUGGGUUCCCCCGCCUAACGGCAUCCCCACUACCACUUCCGGCGACGGCGACCGAAAACCGUACACCCCGAUCCCCGGCAGCUAUGCGCGCUUCCACGGCACCAUCUCGCUAGAGCUGCCCACGGACCGGCGGGAGAUUUCGCGGACAGGCUACGCCGGCUUCCGGACGCUGGACCGCCCUCCCACCAUCUUCGGCCGCGGCGUGUGGGACAUCGACCCUUACGCCUACCUCGCUAUGCGUGUCAAGACGGACGCGCGCAGUUACUUUGUCAACGUCCGGACUGAGUCGGUGGUGCCGCUCGAUCUGCACCAGCAUCGACUUUUUGUUGUGAAGCCCGGCCAGUGGGAGACGGUGUUGAUCAAGUGGAACGAUUUCGUGCGCACGAACCAUGGCAAGGUCAUCGAGCCGCAGACGGGAAUGCUGCGCCAGAAGGUCUUGUCGAUCGGGUUCUCGACUACGGACAGGAAGCCCGGGCCGUAUGAGCUCUGCGUUGAGAGGUUAUGGGCGACUAAUGACUUUGAUGAGGCGGGAGUUGUGGAAACUGAUGUUGCGGAGACUCAGCUCAAGAAUAAGCAUGGUGAGAAGGUCAAGGUUACGUGGGGACCUUUGGAGCAGGAAUGAGAGGGGGGGCAUAUGUCUGUUCAUCAGUAGCGAGGUGGAGUUGGGCUGUUGGCUAUAAAGGACUGAACGCUAUACACUAUACUGUAAGGCUUUUGAUCAACCGGAAAGGGAGGUUAUCACGACAGAACCGCGAUAUUCAAGUGUCUGAGGCAGACAGCGCGGGUAGAUCGACAGAUGCAGGAUAUGGUUUGCUCUAGGAGCACUUGAGCUGGCUGUAGUAUUGUUAUUGUCAAUGAACUUGUAAUUUUACAUGAUAGACUGUUAUAGGAUACAUACAUGCUAUUUGUGCCAA